Molecule: messenger RNA, 304 nt
Organism: Symbiodinium sp. CCMP2456
Lineage: Eukaryota; Dinophyceae; Suessiales; Symbiodiniaceae
Source: the annotation of a GenBank genome assembly
GAAUGAAAACAUUCACGGCCUGUCCGACCUGGGUUACUAUGACACGCAGACGCCGAUUAUGGUUGCGGCAAAGUCGCACCAGGAUCCGAGCCUGCUUCAGUGCCUGCUAGAUGUCGGGGCGAAUGUCGCCCACAUGACGGGCUCGGUGCCGAUGCUCAUCCGGCAUCCUGGGCACGUCAAGGUGCUGCUUGAGGCCAAAGCCGAUCUCAACGCGAACGCACCCACUGCCGGUCUCACGCCGCUCUCCGGGGUUGCUCCGAUGGCCACUCCAGAGACAGUCUCAGCAAUGCUUGCGGCGAAGAGC